GGAGGUUCAGGGAGGGAGGGACGCUCGUAGAAAACCGUGACACGCCAGCUUCAGCAGUGUAGCUGCAAGGCAAUUAACGUCCGGCAGCGACGCACCGGGAGAGGGUGGCCACCGAAACUAAUCAGGAGCGCCGUCCAGCACCUGAACCAUCAAUCGGGUUUAUGAGUAAAGGCGAUCAAUCAGCCUGCGGUUAACCUUCGGUGAUACGCGGAAGUGUAAUUCAACGUCAACGGUGUCUUUUGACUUAUUAUCGGUGACAACAUGGCUGAAUGUAACGUUAGCAUCGACAAGAAUAAACUACCUGGAGUGAAAGAGGUGUGCCGAGACUUUGCUGUGCUGGAGGACCACUGCCUGGCCUACAACCUCCAGGAGCAAGAAAUUGAGAGCCACUUGGCGUCCAACGUCAAUAAGAGCCGUCUGGUGCAGAAGGACCUGCAGGUGGCAAAGAAGCUGCAGGAGGAGGAGGAUCAGAGGGCCAAGGUCCAGAACCAGAACAAGCAUGGUGAAAUAGAGCGUCAAGACAUUGAGAUCGCCCAGGAGAUUCAGGAUCAACUGGUCCGACAGGCAGAGCAACAACGACAGCAGGAAGAGAAGGAUGCGGCCAUAGCUCGUAAGCUGCAGGAGAAGGAGAUGAAAGAGGAAAAGAGGAGACAGAAGCAGCUGGAAGCAAACUUUGAGGAGGAGUACUUUGAGGAUCACGGAGCCGCAAGAAGACCCCUUGACUUGGACAAACGUUCUCGUCACAAGUCAAAUUCCCCGGGUCGACAUGAUGCGUAUGCUCCAGUGAGCUCCCAUCGAGAUUACUCCCCAGAUUACAGCUCCACAGAGCCCAAAAGGAGCAGGUACCCAAAACAGGACCCAGCAGCGCCCCACAGCCGCUCCAGAUACCCUGAGCACUACCUAGUGGCAGAAGGAGGGCGAAGCAGGCACGCAGAUCCGUACCCAGAGCACCUGCUGCCCUCUAGAGCCAAGCAUGGGGACAAGUACCCACAUCAUGAGCCCACAGAGACUGGAAGAGCCAGGGACCACAGGUGGGAGGACACAGAGAGAGUGGUGAGGAGGAAGGAGAGACCAACCAGGCCACCUCCUCAACAGAGCCAAAUAGAGAGAGACAAGGCCUUGGACAGAAGAUUGGACAGGCAACAUGAGCGAGACAGGGGUAGAGACGUGGAAUGGGAGAGGUAUAUGGGAAAAGAGCAGAAGAGAGACAGAGAGCAGGAUCUCAGGGGGGCGAGAGCAGGAGGAAGGGACAGGGAAAGAUCCAGAGAGAGAGGACUGAGUGGGGACCGACAGAGAGAGAGAGACAGACAGAGACAGAAAGACAAAGACAGACAACGAGUGAGAACCAGAAGCAGAGAGAGAGAACUUGAAGAGGAGCUGGGACACAGCAGGGACUGGCCGAGGGAGGGCAGAGCUUCUUGGGAGGAGGAGGGGGAUGAUGGUGAGAGGGAGAGGAGGGCCGGGGGCCGGCAGCGUGUCCACUCCGGCCCAGAGGAAGUGUUUGACGAGCUGGAAGAGCAGGGCUGGGGUCCUGGCAGGGAACGCAGUCAUUCUCAGCCCAGAGAAGAUCCAGGGCGUAUUGUACACCGAGGGAGUGGCACGGUGGUAGCAGAAACUGAGUUCGGAGUGACUGAGGCCACUAAGGGGUUGACAAAGCUUGACAUCCGUGAGCAGGAGCUGAAGGACAUGGAGGUGGCCAGGAAACUGCAAGAGGAGGAAAUCAAGGCCAGCAAGAUGCAUGUGCGCGCAGCCCAAGUGGCGCAGGAUGAGGAAAUCGCCCGACAGAUAAUGGAACAAGAGAAGAAGGAGUACAGGAGGAAUCGAGAGCGGGAGCAUGAAAGAGAGCGGGAGAAAGAGAAGGAGCGAGAGAGGGACAGGGAGAGGUUGGCCAUGGAGAGGAUGGCAAUGGAAAGAAGGCGGCAAGAGGGAGACUACAGGCCAAAUUCGGAGGAAGUAGUUCGGCCGCGAACACGAGAUGAGUAUGAAUACCAGAGGCAGAAGAACCACAAGCCCACCAGGCCUCCUCAGCCUCAUGCACCAAACUAUGAGAAUGUGAACGCUGGCUAUGGCUAUAUGGACCACCCUGCUCCCCCUCGCGCUCCCACCAGACCUGAGGCUGCUUACAAAGGUGCCUAUUACAAACGGUGACUCAGGCUCUCCACCAUGUCCAGACAUGCUGUCAGUCCUCCUCCGUCUUCUUUUUUUAAUUUAUCUUUUUGUUUUAAACCAUUUGCACUCUGUUGACCAAAAGCAUUGGGACAAUCUAAUGAGUUGGCAAUGGGAUUUUUUUUAAUACCCUCCAAAGUUCGCCCUGAGUUAAGGAAGUGGGUCGGUGGGUGCUAGACCACUCUUCUUUUCCUUUUUUUUUUAAUUUGAAAAUGUAUUAUUAUUUCUUUUAACUGACUGGACAUCAAGACAAGCCAAUAUCGCAGACUUGUGACAUUAACCCCCCCCGAAAUCGGGGAACCGGCCCCUCAUCCUCUGUGGUCAUCAUGUGCUGAUCGUCCCGUCUGUGGACCAUGCCAUCACAAGGGCUCAAGGCCUCCGCUGGAUAUAACCGUGCAAUCUCAAAAUUCCUCAUGACUCUUUCAUGGGACGUGCCUGGCUGCUACAGUGUCUUAGAUUCCAACAUGGCAGCUGCUUUGUACACCCGUGCUGCAGUUCUGUUCUCCGUCAUGUCGUGCAACGAGGCUCAACGGGCCCUGUCCAUGUGCCACACAGCGUACCACCCCGGAGGGAUACGCUUCUGUUGCUGUAUUCAAACAACACAAAAAAUAAGCCUUUAUCAAGAUGCUGGUAGAUUUGGCUUUGACCUGUUUUACCACCUUGUUCCAGUGCAGAGGAGGUGGAGCUUUGUGAUGAUCCAUGGACAUUUAUUCGGCUGUCUUCUGCUUGUGCCGGGGCACUUUUUUAACCCCAUCACCCUUAAAACUGUGGAUGGAUGAUGUUCUUGUGUAUGACUCACUGUUUCUAUGUGCAUGCUUACUGAAAGUACAACUGUGUACUUGCAUUUCAGCUCAGUAUCAAACUAUCUGGCUCCCUCUUUAUUGUCAAAAAGGGCUAAAGCCUCAAAAAGCCAAUAAUCUUCUCUUUGUGAAUGAACAAAAUAUCUUAGCUCAUAUACCACUGUUUCAUAUCGGCUGGUCAUUUACAAACCAAAACUGGCCCAUAGAAGAACCAGUACCAAAAUGAAAUGCAUGUGCAUUGCUUGUGGGUGUCAAACCUGAAAUAAUGCUUGUGCUUAUGGCACGGACGUGCGAUUGAAUAUUUGCUCCUGUUUUAUUUAAAUGUAAAUAUCUCUUCUUUUUUUUUUUUUUUAACACUUGUGCAACCAAAUCAUUCUCCCCAAUGUGGAAAACACCCAAUUCUCCCCUCAGUCCCUAUAUCUUUGUCUCCCACGUCUUAUGUUUGUUUAGAAAGGGAACUUUAUAUUUUAUUUUUCUACAAUAUUAUGUCGGUCUUUCCUCAGAUUGUUCCCUAAAUUUCCAUCCCCCUGCCGUCACUUCCAGUCCUCCUCUCUUUGUGUCCAGCUCAAAGGCAGACAACACUUCCUGCCUGCAGAAAAAAACAUUCCCACAAUAGAAACCAUCUGGAUGGAGGGAGAUCAGACACAGCAUCAGCUGAAAUACAAAUUAUUGCUCAAAGGGAUCUGUUUUAGCAUUUUCUUAAUACUCCGGGAUCCAUUAUUUUCUGUUCAUAUUGAAUAAUAAGGAUGAGGAAAAUGUAGAGUACGUCAAAGCUUUUGAGUUUACUCUUUGUUUGGUUUUUUUUUUAUGUAUCCAAGUUGUAAUAAAUGUUGAAAUUAUAGAACGCCUUCCAAAAUGACUCCCUCCCUCUUCAGAGGACGUAUGAGAUGUUUGUAUUGCCAAAAACAAACAUGCAGGGGGUAUUGAAAUAUGUAAUGUGCUAAUUGUUGACAGAAUGAGAUUUGUGCCAUAUGUUUGUCAUUGUUUUCAGGGACUUAAAAUUGGGGGAAGCUUAAAGUAGUUAUGGUUGUAGCAGAGCUACCACACCCACUGAGGUGGGACUCCUUAUUUAUUCUUUUGGUGAGAGCACCACCGUGUGGACAAUUGAAGAAAAAAAUGGAUCAGGAUGCGUCUUUGUGUAUUUGUAGAUGUUGUGUACCAGACAGGACUCUGGAAUCAAGUGCUGUCUACAUCAAACAUUGAGUGCUACGUUUCUUGUUAAAUUUUCUUUAAUCCAGGGCUUGUAUGCAAUCUACCAAUCAACACUUGCUGUAACAGAACUUUUUGUUAAGUAAAAUGAAUUAAGUUGCUUUUAUCUAUAGCAUCUCAAAAUGUAAUAAACUGUAUCAGCAUUUCAAA
Messenger RNA from Plectropomus leopardus (leopard coralgrouper), 4325 nucleotides. RefSeq names its product coiled-coil domain containing 50a (gene ccdc50a). NCBI's taxonomy places the organism in Eukaryota, Metazoa, Chordata, Actinopteri, Perciformes, Serranidae. Gene Ontology annotation, cellular component: cytoplasm. The record is from RefSeq and is a predicted model, not a curated record. Gene Ontology annotation, molecular function: ubiquitin protein ligase binding.